CUAGGAGGUUACCGUGAGAAAGAAUAAGGUGGAUUGGAUUGUUUGGUUCGAAUUUAGCCGUCUGUGGGUCGAACAGGCGCGGGCGACGGGUGAAGAACCAACGUGUUUGGGGGUGAGGCGCUCCGCGUUUACCGUGUAAAAUAAUUGCAACGUUGCUGCUGGACAUUACAUAGCUUAUUUAGCCAGAUUUGUAACGUGUUCAAUCGUUUUGUGUAUGGUGUAUGUGGUGAAGUGGAAGAACGUUGUCAUCCAGUUAUUGCAACUAUAAACAGUGAAUGGAUCCUGAUAACUUCUUAGAAGCAGCGAAUUAAAAUCAUUGAUGUAUGGUUAACUCAAAUAAAUAAAUAGUGAUCUCAUCAACAGUUACAUGGCAAAAACAAUUUUAUUAAACAAUUAGUGACAAUGUCUUAUAAUUCCACGCUCGACGAUUUCUGUGGAUCUGAAUUUUGGGACAGCAACUUAACAUGGUAUACAGAUAACCCCAAAUUCACCCCCUGUCUGGAAAGAACUGUAUUAGUAUGGAUACCUUGCCUCUACCUCUGGGUGACCGCCUUCCUUGAUGCCUACUACAUUAUAAACAGCAAAGAGAGGAAUAUACCAUGGAACAUUUUAAACUUAAGCAAACUGCUUGUCACAUGUCUGCUGAUACUCCUCAAGUUUGUGGAUUUGGGGGUGACAGUUCACAAGUCUUCAAAAGAGGAAGAAGAUGUCUUCAAUGCAGACUACUAUGCACCAACUGUCAAGAUACUCACUUUUAUUUUAUCAGCAACGUUGUUAUACUACAAUAGAAAAUAUGGUAUGAGAGCGUCGGGGGUACUAUUUUUCUUCUGGUUACUUUUAAUAUUGGCGGGGUUACCGCAACUUAGAUCUGAAGUGAUGUCACACUAUACGCUCACUGAAGACGAGAAUGUACAGUACAAUUUCGUUAGUUAUAUGAUAUACUACUCUCUGAUAAUAUUGAUGUUUAUAUUAAAUUGCUUCGCCGACUUGCCGCCGAGAGAUACGCCGUAUAAAUUUGAGAAGAACCAAUGUCCGGAAAGUGCGGCUGGGUUUCCGAGCCGAUUGACAUUCAGCUGGUUCGAUCCGUUGGCUCUCACCGGGUUCCGUAGAAGUUUGACGGAAAGCGAUCUCUGGGCACUCAAUCCUCCAGAUUCAUCGAAAGAAGUCGUGCCAAAAUUUGACAAAUUUUGGGAGAGAACGCUCAAGAAAAGAGAGAACAUUAACGGUACAAAAGCGACCUACAGUAAAAACUCAGCAAGUGUUAAUUUCAAACCGGAGAAAGAAAGGAAGCAUGCGUCGAUACUGCCGGCUUUGUGUCUUGCGUUUGGUGGACAGUUUCUUUUUGGCUCUCUCUUGAAACUUAUCAAUGAUAUUCUUAUGUUCGUGUCGCCGCAGAUACUUAAGCUAUUAAUAGGAUUUGUCGAAAGUAAAGAGCCUGUAUGGAAGGGCUAUCUCUACGCUGUUGGUCUCAUAGCGUGUGCCACAGCCCAGACGAUGUUGCUGGCUCAUUACUUCACGAGGAUGUACCUGGUGGGCAUGAGGAUACGGACCGCGCUCACUAGUGCCAUUUAUAGGAAAUCUCUAUGCAUAUCGAAUGCAGCGAGGAAAGAAUCUACUGUGGGCGAGAUUGUCAACUUGAUGUCCGUAGACGCACAGAGGUUUGUGGAGUUGACAGCAUAUUUAAACAUGAUAUGGUCCGCGCCCCUACAAAUCGCCCUGGCCCUGUACUUCCUGUGGGGUAUUUUAGGCCCAUCCGUCCUGGCGGGGUUAGCUGUGAUGAUAGUACUUAUACCGGUCAACGGACUUAUUGCUAAUAGAGUGAAAACACUACAAAUUAGACAAAUGAAGUACAAAGAUGAACGCGUCAAGUUGAUGAAUGAAGUGCUUAAUGGGAUUAAGGUGUUGAAAAUGUACGCCUGGGAGCCAAGUUUCGAGGAGCAAAUACUAAAAAUACGAAACAAAGAGAUGAAUGUGUUGAAACAGACCGCGUAUCUCAACUCUGCGACGUCAUUCAUAUGGUCAUGUGCACCGUUCUUGGUGACCUUCUUAACUUUCUUCACGUAUGUGAUUUCUGACCCCGAGAACAAUAUACUGAAACCCGAUACUAUAUUUGUAUCGAUGUCCCUGUUUUACGUUAUGCAUUUGCCUUUAGGCCUGCUCCCCAUCAUCGUGGUGUCGAUAAUCGAGACAGCUGUGGGUAUUAAAAGGUUAAACAAAUUCAUGAAUUGUGAGGAACUAGAUGUGGAAUCUGUUGAACACGACCCCAAAGAACCGAAUCCUUUGGUGAUUGAGAACGGUCACUUCUCGUGGGGUGACGACGAAUCUCAACCCACUCUGAAGAAUAUCAACGUGCGAAUACCCCGGGGUAGCCUCGUGGCCGUGGUUGGGGCGGUGGGUUCAGGCAAGAGCUCGCUGCUCUCCGCAUUUCUGGGCGAAAUGAACAAAGUCUCCGGACGGGUUAACACUACAGGUACUGUGGCAUACGUGCCGCAACAGGCGUGGAUCCAGAACGCGACGCUGCAAGACAACAUAAUUUUCGGCAAGCCGUUGGAAAAAAGCAAGUACAACAAUGUGAUCACUGUGUGCGCGCUCAAGCCGGACUUUGACGUGCUGCCCGGUGGGGACCAAACUGAGAUUGGGGAGAAAGGUAUUAAUUUGUCGGGUGGUCAAAAGCAACGAGUGUCUCUUGCCCGCGCCGUCUAUUUUGAUGCGGAUAAUUACUAUCUUGACGACCCGCUCAGUGCUGUGGACUCGCAUGUGGGGAAGCACAUAUUUGAUAAGGUAAUCGGCCCAAGCGGCUUACUGAAAGACAAAACACGCGUUUGGGUAACACACAACGUAUCAUACCUCGCGCAAACCGAUCACAUACUGGUAUUGCGGGACGGAGAAGUUUCAGAAGCGGGAACAUAUCAACAACUUCUGGAGAAGAAGGGUGCCUUUGCAGAGUUCCUUUUACAUCAUUUGAGUGAUGCUGAACGGACUUCUCCAGAAGAAUUGGAUGAAAUAAAACAAGACUUGGAAAGCAAACUCGGAUCAGAAUUCCAAAACAAACUACAGAGAGCUCGCUCGUUAUCUGAAAGCGCAUCCGAGUCGGAACAACCAGCAGCAGGUGACAGAAGCGGCUCUGUUAAAAGACGCACUCCGGAUGCUGCAUCUCCUAAUGACAUUAAAGAGAAAAACAAGCUUAUCGAUGCUGAAAAAAUGGAGACUGGGAGUGUUAAGUGGAGCGUUUACAAGCAUUACCUGACGUCGGUGGGUGUGGCUGCUUCUGCUAUCACGAUACUGAUGAACCUGGUGCUGCAGCUGUUCCAGGUCGGCUCCAACUACUGGCUGGCGAAGUGGUCUAACGAUGACACCAUGUUAGUGAACGGCACCGUUGACAGAGGUAGAAGAGACAUGUACCUCGGUGUGUACGGCGGUCUCGGAGUUGGACAAGUGGUGUCGGUGUCGGUGUCGUCGCUGGCGCUGUACCUCGGCACGCUGGCGGCGGCGCGCGUGCUGCACGCGGCGCUGCUCGCGGGCGUGCUGCGGGCGCCCACCAUCGGCUUCUUCGACUGCACGCCCGUCGGCCGCGUGCUCAACCGGUUCAGCAAGGACGUGGACGUGCUCGACAACGUGCUCCCGAUGACGCUCCGCGGCUGGACCUCCUGCUUCUUUGCGGUAUUGGGAACUCUGUUUGUGAUCAGUUUCUCGACGCCAAUAUUUAUCGCAGUAAUCCUGCCGAUUGGAGUCAUAUACUACAUAAUCCAGCGGUUCUACGUGGCUACGUCGAGACAGUUGAAGCGGCUCGAGUCGGUCUCUCGUUCACCCAUAUAUUCCCAUUUUGGGGAGAGCAUAACUGGCGCGUCUACCAUUCGGGCGUAUGGAGUGACUCAGAGAUUCAUAGAAGAGUCCGAGCGCGGCGUGGACCAUAAUCAGUCGUGCUACUACCCGAGCUGCAUAGCCAACCGUUGGCUAGCGGUGCGUCUUGAGAUGAUGGGCAACCUCAUUAUAUUUUUCGCGGCGCUGUUCUGCGUGUUGGGUCGCGACACCAUCAGCGCUGGCCUAGUGGGUCUCUCCGUUAGCUACGCUCUACAGAUAACACAAACAUUGAAUUGGCUCGUUCGGAUGACUUCGGAAGUUGAGACCAACAUAGUUGCGGUAGAAAGAAUAAAAGAAUACGCAGAAACUAAACAGGAAGCGGCGUGGACAGUGGGCUCGGGCCCGGGCUCCACGUGGCCGGAGACGGGCGCGCUGCAGCUGGAGCGGCUGUCGCUGGGCUACCGCUCGGGCGAGCCCGCGCUGCGCGACCUCACGUGUGCGGUGGCGCCGCAAGACAAGCUCGGCAUCGUGGGCCGCACCGGCGCCGGCAAGUCCACGCUCACGCUCGGCCUCUUCAGGAUAGUAGAGGCGAUGAGCGGCAAGAUCCUCAUCGACGGCAUAGACAUAUCGACGAUAGGGCUGCACCAGCUGCGCUCGCGUAUCACAAUCAUCCCGCAGGACCCCGUGCUGUUCUCGGGUACACUGCGCAUGAACCUGGACCCCUUCGGCGUGUACUCGGACGAGGACAUCUGGCGCUCCUUGGAGCAUGCACAUCUUAAAGCCUUCGUACAAGGUCUUCAAGCAGGCCUCCUGCACGAGAUAUCGGAAGGCGGUGAGAACUUGUCAGUGGGUCAAAGGCAGCUAGUGUGUUUGGCGCGCGCGCUGUUGAGGAAGACUCCGUUGUUGGUGUUGGAUGAAGCCACCGCCGCCGUCGACUUGGAGACAGACGAGCUUAUACAGAAAACGAUCAGAUCGGAGUUCGCGUCGUGCACCGUGCUGACGAUCGCGCACAGACUGAACACCAUCAUGGACUCGACGCGCGUCAUGGUGCUGGACCGCGGCCAGCUGGUGGAGUUCGCGCCGCCGCAGCAGCUGCUGCAGGACAAGAGCUCCAUCUUCUACUCCAUGGCCAAGGACGCCGGCCUCGUCAACUGAACCUCAUCAGUUGGUCAGUCUUCACACAUCGACCAAUUUUACAUCUAUCCAUCUAUUCAAUUUUUGAAUUUGAACUUUUAACUGCACAGUUUUGACUGUAUAGUUUUAUCUAAUGAUAUUUUGGUUAGAUUUUACAUAUUUAGUUCAACUGUGCAGUUCUCAGAUUUGCCUACACACGGUUUAACUCGAACAUAAACUUAAACAUCUAUGCUGAACAGUUCGACUAUACAGUAUAGACGUGCCCUAGGAUUCUUGGCUACCGAUAUGGAAUUCUAUUAUGAUACUAAUAAUAGACUUGACCUCGGGGGCCAGGCUUACCCUAGGAAAUAAUCCUAUGAGUAGAUACGCAAAUGCUAUACAGUUAAAACUUUAAAAUAUUUCGAUACUGUAAGGACCCUCGUGCUUACUGUAAGAAAAGCUAAACACUGGCUCAUCUCUACACUGGUAGGGGGGCAAGCAGACCGCGAACGAUCACUCAGGUCAAACGCCGGUGACAGACUGACUCAAAGAGUAUGUAAUCCUUGGACUGACUCAUUGCCCUCACUACCAAUGUACAUGAGAUAGUGUAUGUAGUAUUGUAGGUAUCUAUUUAGUAUACACAAACAUACAGAUACAUUUCACAACAGUUUUCCAAUUAAAAUGUCCGAAAGGCAAUACUUACAACUGUACAGUUUUUUCUAAUAAAAUUUCGAUUAAAUAAAACUAUAGAUCCGUUGGGCUAUAAUUUUGAAUGAAAAUAACAUCCAGUGAAAAUGUAAUGUUUGUUUAAAAACUGUUUGUCCUUUGAUUAGGAUUGUUGUUAGAAUACUGCACCAGUUAAUAUUAUAGUAUACUUGAAAAACUGAUUGUAUGAUUUGGGUGAUGUUUAUACCAUUGUGAUUGUUGAAAGUUUUUUUCAUUGUGUAAGAAAUAAAGAUAAGUUAUAAGGCGUACAGAACUUAACAUUAACAAAUAAGACAAUACUUAAAAAACUCAAUUUUAUUAUAUUGACAAAAAAAUCAAAUUAUUUUUAGUUACUCGUUUGCUUAAUGUUGGAAUAUUGUAUUUACCAAGUACUUAUUACUUAACAGGGAAUGUGAUAUAUAGUGUCGCUUUAUUUUGUUACAUUACAUACGAUAAGAUUGUUUUGGUAUGUAACCGUAAUGUAAAAUGUGGUGUAUAUACCAUUUAUGUUUUAUCCAUUAUUUACGGCACACCCUGUAUAAUACAAGGAUGGCAUUCAAGAUAAAUGUGUGCUAUGGUCAAAUCUAACCACACUUACAGUUUAAUAUUAUAAAGCUGAAUUUGUUUGUUUUUUUGAACACGCUUAUCUCAGAAAUUAUAAAGGUUUAAGGGAGGAAUUAUAAGGUUUGAAUUUUUAAAAAAAUACAGUAAGUACUUAUAGCCCAUUGAGGAAGGCUGUAGACUAUACUAUAUAACAUUAGGUAUAUAGUAUAUACCUAUAAUUUUUGCUAAUGAACCAGCGGGGCACGGUUAGCUUAAACCAGUAGAUCGAAUCUUGAAUAUAUAUGUGACUUAUGACGUCACAAUGCACACUUGUGUUAGAAGUGUGAUACAAUUUGAAUGUCACAUUGACUGAGAGUCCUUAAAACGUCUGUGUGUUGACUGGAGUUGUCUUGUUGUAAAUAUAUAAGAUUUUGAUGUAUAUGCCCAGUAUAUUAGCGUGUCUCAGUAAGUAGGUAGGUAUACAUAUAAUAUAUUUUAUAAUUAAUGCCCUCGUAAACUGGCAAUUGAUCGAUUUGUUAAUAAAUUAGCCAAAAUGACUAACGUCCUCAUUCGUAAUACGCAUCAUAGUAUUAUAUUAUAGUGUGUAAUAUGCGCACUGGAAUUUAAGUAAUGGCAUCCAAACAUGCGCUUUCUUUACAAUUUACAAUUCAAAAGUAAGCCUUAUAUGCUGUCAUCUAAAGAUUCAUUAUCUCUUACCAUAAUUAAACUUAAUUGCAGUAUAUAUUUCUCUUUUUCCUUCUAAGGGGAACGAAAAUUAUAUACGCGUAAUAUUCUAUACUGAGCCAUUCAAUUCAUUUUAGAGAGCAAUUUGACUUGAAUCUAAUCAACGGGCGCCAGAACUUGAGCGAUAUAUUCCAUGAAGUAUUUGCAAUUUCAUAAUAAUAUAAAACGCAAGUAUUUUGUAUAUCUCUGCAAUAAAUUAACGCGGCAUCUAUGAUGACUAGGCUCAAGUCAGUUUAACCAUAUUUUAAAUUUUAAAAAAAAUUCUUUACUUAACAUUUAAGGUCCAUUAUCACAUCGGAUUUUACAUUAGAAUUGAUUUAGUUGUCCGUUCACGAGGGCCCCAACUAAUGCUGAAGACUGAUUGACACAUUCUAAGAAACAUGUCACUCGGGGUGUUGGGUUAUAUAAUUUAUCAAUCAAUCUGCAGUAUUAUGGAAAUGUAAGUAAAAUCGAUUUAUUAUUUUGUGGCAAUUAUUGUGCACAUGUAGUUACCACUCCAGACCGCCCGUUACUUAUUUUAUUUAUAGCUAGAUGUACUAUAAUAUUAUUUUUACCGUAUUUAGAAUAUAUUUAAUUAAUUAUUAUUAUUGACAAUUCAUUAAUUUUUAUUUACACUUAAAGCUUAUAAGGGAUGACAUUUAAAAACAUUUACAAAAAAAUUGCAGUCAGAAGUCUGUUAUACAGAUAUAUGUUUUUUUUUCUAUUAUAAGUAAUAAAAUCUUAUGUCAUGAGAAGAUUUGUAAUAAAGAGCAGUUUGUGUAAUAAAUAUUGAUGUCAAUCUUUAUAAGGAAGAGUUUAAUUACAUAAUUUUAUUUAAAUAAUAUUGUGUUAAUUCGAUAUAACUGUGUGCUUAAGACGUACUUAUAAAUUUAAAAUACGUGUUCGGUAGCUUUAACGGAUUAUUAUUUUACAUUUUAUUUUAAUUUAGACGUGGCAAUAACUUAAUAGGUAAAAAAGAAACAAAACUUAAAUGUUACACUUCCGAUACCAUACAUGAGAUAGUGUUUUUUUUUUUUUAUUUUUACAUAUUGUAUUAUUUACCAACUUGAUUGAUAGUUAAUCUGUUUUCAAAUAUAAGCCAGUAAUUAUCAGUAAAAUAUUAGAAAGGAAAACUUGGGCAAAUAAAAACGGCUUCAUACUUAUUAUAUUUCAUAUUAUUUGUACUAUACUUUGUUUAUGCACCGUAUGAGAAAUAUAUAGAAACGAAAACUUUACAAAUUCGUUUAGUGCUUCAAAUUUUAACUGUGAAUCAAUAUACUUAACUAAACUAACUAUUUUAAAAUACGUGAUUUUAUCAUAUUCAACCGUCAAUUUGAAUGUGUUCCUUAUACAAAAUUUAAUCCUUCCCAGUGAAUGAAAGACAUUAAACUUAUAUGCGUAUAUUGUUACUACCACUUGGUGUGUUUGUUGAUGACACUCCCAUGAUAUGCGGGCGACGGGAGGAAAGACUGCGUCAGUCGUGAGUUUUCCAUUCAUCGCUACACGCACCCCGGCCCGCGCGGACCAUUUUUUUUUUGCAUACGCCACUGUACAUCAUAAUGUUAAAUAUUGUCUCCUCGUCGUUAUUUAUGAAAUGAAUUUACUAAGUUGACUGUUGGUGAUGUAUUUGCUUGCAAUAAUUCCUUGUACCUAAUAUUUCAUAGUUGUAACUCUUAAUCGCCAGCAAUAUUUUACUCAAAGUUUACUGUUAAGUAGGUAUGUAUAACUUGUUACUGACGUGUUCUAUAAUUAAUAUAGUUACGGGUUUGCGUAGAUUUUCUUUUUCACAGUGAAUUGUCAUUGUUAUUCGAAAAUAUUAAAACUCUGAAGUCUUUCUGUAUUAUCGAAAGCACAUAAUUAAUAGCUUAACAGACUAUAAAAAUUUUCCAUCCUUCAUUAAAGGGAUGAAUGAUAUUGUAUUUUUGUUAUAAUGUUUUGUUUGAAUUAAUCUGAAUUAUAGACGGUCUUACAGACCUACAAAACAACUGCGGAAUGACCAUUUGUAAUAUCUGUCCAGACUGUCGUUACUAUAUCAUUCAUAGUCAGGGAUCCCUAGAACAUUUUGUACACCUGAUUACUAAUAAGCUAAUUUUUCGUGAGUACCUAGCAUCGUCUCGAUGAGACGAUCAACUUUUUUAUUUACGAAAAUUCUUGGUACUGGUAGCUAAGUUACCAGGAAAUUAAAAUUUCAGAGCAAUUUGUAGGACAAUAAGGACUACUAGCUAGCUACUCAUGAAAAAUCUGCUUCUUAGUAAUCAGUUGUAAAAAAUGUUCUAGAGAUCAGGCUUAAAUUACACAGAAGGAUUAUAUUGAAUGUGAGCGACAAUUUCUUUUUUUUUGGCAACAAAGUUUCUACCAAUAGUUAUAGGUAUCAGGUUAUCAUAUUGUCACUAUGACGAUAAGAUUGUUGUUUCUUUUUGUAUUAGCCUUUAAGAUAGGAUUCAUGUAAAGCACAAUGCAAAGUUUCUCUGAAGCACAAACUUCUACUGUGAGCUCCAAGAGUUAACUGACAAUUGUUAAUGUCUUGUGUUGCGUUUACGAACUUCAAAUAUCAAAACAUCGCAACUUUUUUUUUUUAAAUAGGAGCUACUCCAAAAUUGCCCAGGUGUAAUGCAAACUACCAAGAGACCUAAUGAUAUAAAUGUAAUAUUUUGCACUUGUUAUUUUAAAAGAUAUAACCAGAAAUCUAGGAAGUAGCAGUAUAUAAAUUAAUUUAAACUUUUAGCUUCUAGGUAUUUUUUGAAAUGUCAUGGUAGGUACUCAAUAUGCAAUAACCCCGCUAGCGAUCGAAAUAUCAACCCAAGGGUACAAGUUUCAUCGUCCUGCAUUAACUUUUUUUUUUCUGGGGCAAACAAUGUAUGGAGAGUGGGACAUCUGCUUUGUAAAACGAAACUAGUUGACUGACUAACGUCAUUACACACACACUAGUUUCUAGCUAUCUAGCUUAAAGGUGUGAUUUUCAGAGCUUACAUUCUAAAAUUUCUUCUACUCAAAUAGAGCAUUUACUUACUCAUGUUUUUAUCACAAGAUCAUAGACAGAGAUGAAGUUUGUGAGGUUUUAAGGGGUAAUCUCUGGAACAACUGAACCUGUUUUAAACUAUUUUUUUACCAAUAAAAAGCCAGUUCAACAACAUAUAAAUUUUAGUGAACUGCAUUCCCAUGAGAACGGGAACUGUACGGGUAUAACCGCAAGGUGUUUGUUAAUAUCUAACUAGCAAACACUAUUAUUAUUCGUCAUCAAACCAUAUACGGCUCACUGCUGAGCUCGAGUCUCCUCUCCCAAUGCGGAUUGGCAGACUUCACACACGCAGAAAAUUAAAUAAUUCUCUGGCUUGCAGGUUUCCUCACGAUGUUUUCGAGACACGUGAUAUUUAAUUUUUAAAAGUUGGAGGUACAUUUUAAUAUUUCUUUCAAUUCUGAGAUGAUCACAGAUCCAGAGUUUAUUUAUAUGAAAAAAUAAUAACGAACUGUUUUAAUUUAUGUCGCGUUUCAUAGCAAAAUGUAUAACAAAAUACACGCUAAAAGGCAAAAGUUAGAGGCAGAGAAUACGCAUUUUACGACCUCGAAUUUAGUUAGGUAUAAAACUAAUUUUAUUUAACUAUUGUUAAACCAGGUAGAAAAAGUACGAUUAUUUAAUUUUAUUAUUUUUAUAACUAUGUUGUCAGUUAAGUUUAUGAGCAACUAAUAUAGAAAUUAUCAGUUAACGAAAAUCAAUUGGAUUGUAAUUUAUAUUUUAUUACAAUAGGCGACAGAAUAGUGAUUUCUCCUUGAUUUACCAUAUUUUGUUUUGACUAAAGGACAAUAAGAGAAAUAUGUAUUCGUAAGAUGCCAGUGAUAGGAUUUAUCAUGAUUCGGGCCUUUAUAAAUACUUAAAGUAAAUAAGGUGUUAGUAUACAUAUUUUGUUUAAGUUUUUUAUAAAACCUUCGCUUGUUAACUUGUUAUUUAAAUUAAAUUUGACUUCCAAAAAGGAGGUUUUUGGUCCAGCUAUAUUUGGUUUCAUAAAUUAGUCAGAAUGUUUUGAAUAUCCGUUGUAUUUUGAAAAAAAAAAUUCUUUCUUUUAUCUGUGUGGGCAUCAUUUUAGCGGCCUUUGCUUCUAACACUUGAAAUUAUUUGUUUAACUUGUAGAUUUGUAAUUCUAAUGAAAAAUAGAUAAAAAGUGUAUAAGAUAUUAUGGCACGCCCGAAGCAUUUAAAAGAAAAUGAAUAUUUUUUAUUAAGUUACCUACAUUAUAAUAUAUUGUAUUUGCAGUUUAGAUUGAAAAUGACAUGAAAAAAUCUCUUUCAUCGUAGAGGUGAGAAAAUUAAUAAUUUCUUUCUUUUUUAAACUUGGGUACUCUUUAUUUAAAUAUUUUUGACUCUAUUCACAACUAAUAUUUUUUCCAUAUUUAAAAAGUAUUAGGUAUGGUUUAAUGAGACAUUUUGUAGAUGAACGAAAUGUGAGAGAAUUAAAGGAAAAUAUGAAUAGUGUUUUACGAAUUUGCCUGAUUUAUAUUUGAUAAAAUCUUGCCUGUACUGGAUUAACCUUUGUUUGGAAUAUUGUCGUGUAAGAUUUAAAAACAAUGUUUUAAUUAAAUAUCCUUUUUAUACUUAAGUGUAAUUUAUGACUAAUGGAAAAAAUAAAUAAAAUGUUGAAUUCAUUAAGACAAUAAUAUUGUUAAUAUUGUUUAGUGUAUCCAACAUUAAAACUAUA
Bicyclus anynana (squinting bush brown) is the source of this 11575-nucleotide messenger RNA. It is a transcript of the gene MRP, whose product is annotated as multidrug resistance-associated protein 1. Bases 403 to 4956 code for a protein of 1517 amino acids. Gene Ontology annotation, molecular function: ATP hydrolysis activity; ATP binding; ABC-type transporter activity. Gene Ontology annotation, biological process: transmembrane transport. The transcript has 26 exons. The record is from RefSeq and is a predicted model, not a curated record. Lineage: Eukaryota; Metazoa; Arthropoda; Insecta; Lepidoptera; Nymphalidae. Gene Ontology annotation, cellular component: membrane.